UCCUUCGGUGCCUGCGCUGCCUGUCUGUCUUGCGUCCCCUCAACCAUGCCUGGCUCUCCUGGCGGCGCGGUGACCCGUCCCCCGGGCAGGCGUCCCCUCCGAGCCGGUCGACCUGCGGCGCUGGCGGCAUUGCUGGCCACGCUCCUGGCCCUGUUGGCGGCCACGGUGGUCGCCGUGGCAGGCGGCAGCCCAUCAAAACACUCGCCCCGCGCCGAGGCCCCGCGCCCGGACCGCGUGGCGGAGCUGGUGUUCGGCUCGCGCACGGCCCUGCCCAACCAUGCCAAGGCCCGGCACCUGCUGCAGACGGCCCUGGACCGGGACUUUUAUGACGGCCUGCCUGGGCGGGCGUCGGCCGAUGGGGCUGCCGACGCGGGUGACGACGGGUCCGCCCAAGCGGGCCUCACCUCGGCCCUGGACUCGGCGGCCUACGGCGGGCUGCUGUCAUACAUGGACUCGCUUGGGCUCGGCGAUGAGAUGUCCCGCCGGGACCAUGCGUCGGCGAUCAUCCGCGAGACGCUGAUCGCCGGCUCGGUGCCGGCCUUUCCGGUGUUUGACAGCCCGGCCCCGGUGGGCGAUCGGGCUCAGGCCGAGCCGUCCGGUGAUGCGCACAUGCUGGCCAUCGGCGCGGCCCUGUCCCUGGCGAACCGGUACACCCGCGGCAUCGGGGUCAAGGCCAGCUGCUCCCGGGCGGCGGAGUUCUAUCGACGCGUCGCGUCGGACGCGGUGCAAAAUUACCGGCCCCUGACGGCUCGCCCGCCGCCGCUGGCGUCGCUGCUGCUGGCGUCGCUGGCCACGCCCGGCGGCCUGGCCGCGCACGGGGCCAACUCCGCCAGCGGCUACUACACCACCAUGGCCCUGAGCCCGGGAAGUGAUCUCUUCAAGUACUAUGUGCACCUGGCCGAUGGGGGCGAGCGCUCGGCGCAGAUGAUCAUCGCUCGGGCCCUGCGCGGCUCGCCCGCGCACCGGGCCGCCGCCGACGAGUAUCUGGAGCGUGCCGCCCGCCGGGGCAGCAUCCAGGCCAUCUGCGAAUUGGGCAACGUCCUGCUGGAUGACCCGCCGGCGGUGGUGGACCCCGGGGUGGCCGACCCGGCGGCCAUCCACCGGGCCAAUCUCCUGCGCGCGCGGGACCUCUUCCACAAGGGCGCCCGCAUGGCCGGCAUGGAGGCCACCCUCGGCACCCCGGUGGACUUGAGCAACCCCCAUGCCGGGGCCGGGCCGGGGCCCGGCGAGGCCGAGGCCGAGGACUCCGGCGACCCGGCGGCCGCGGCCGCGUCCCGCCACGCGCGCCAUGUCGAGUCGGCCACCUGCCACACCGGGCUCGGCCGGCUGCAGCUGGAUGAGCUGCUGCGCACCGAGGCCGCGCACUUCGACACCGACGCCUACUCCCAAUCGCUGGGCACCGUGCUGAAUCACCUGCUCCGGGGCGCGGGGCUCGGCGAUUCGGACGGGGCGUACUGGGCCGCGCGGGUGCUGUCCGGGGAAUUCGGCGGCCACUUCGACCUGACCUCGACGCACGACGUGCGCGUGCGCAUGCUGGUCAUGGCCGUCGAGCGCGGCCACCUGGGCGCGGAGUUUGAAUUCGCCAACUUCAUCUUCUCCGAGUCUGCCAGCCUCAGUGACAGUGCCUGCCGCCUGGCCCUGUCGCAUUAUAAGCACGUGGCCGAGCAUCACCCCCGCGUGUUGGCCCUGCGUCAUGCUGUGCAGGAGGACGCGGUGGAAUUGGCGGCCGGGCGCGGGGUGGCCGGCCUGGGCCGGGCCCUUCGCACGGCAUUGGCCCGGCGCCAGCGGCCGGCGGCUGGCCCCCCGGCCGGGCUGCUCCCCGGCGACCCGGCCCCCUCGGCCGAGGCGCUGCUGGAGUCCUUUGUCCUGGAGCGGCUGCUCUACCUGGGCCACUUGGGCCUGGCCGGGGCCCAGCUGGAUGCCGGGUGGUUCUUGGAGCAGGGGCUCGCCGGGGCGGGGGCCCGGGCGACAGCCGCCCCCCCGGGCGGCAUGGCCCUGGUCGCCGGUCCGGGCCCGGCGUACUAUCCCCCGGGCGGGGUGGGCCGGUGGUCGGCGCCGGCGCGCGCGCGCCUGGCCCUGUUGCAGUAUGUGCGCGCGGCGGCCCAGGGCAGCGUCCGGGGGCUGGUCCGAGCCGGGGACAUGUAUGCCUCGGGCAGCCUGGCGCCGUUGCUGCUGCUGGGCGAGCCCCCUGCGGAGGGGGCCUCCCUGGGGGCCUUCGGCCGAGCGGCCCGGGCCUACCUGGCCACCGCCCUGCCGGAGAUGGUGGCCGCCGGGGCCCGGCCGGACUUGGCUUCACAUCGGCUGUUCCUCUUUUCGCGGGAGGCCGUGACCGGCACCCACGCGGCCGGGCUGCCCUCGGUGCUGCAGGGCAACCGGCCUGCCGGCAGCGGGGAUGGGCCGCAUGCGGCCGGGGCCCCGGGCUCCGGGGCCGGCCCCGAGCCCCUGAGCCCCCCGAUCGAGGGGUCCCACGCGUCGCUGUCCUCUGCCCAGCGCCUGGCCCUGGUGCUGCGGGCGCUCUUUCCCCGGCUGCCGGGCCCGGGGGCGCGGCUGCCCCGCCAGGUGCUGCCCCUGCGGCCGGAGGACCUGGACACGGCCUGGUGGCUGGCGGAGGGGGCCGCCUCGGAGGGGUGGCCGCCGGCCCCGAGCCUCGGCCUGGCGGCCAAUGCCACGGCCCUGGCGGCCGAUCCGUGGGUCGACCGGGUGGCCGGCGCGGCGGGCCUCGAUGACUGGACCGGCGGCGGCGGGGCGGCCGAGGCCUUCGGCGGGCUGGAGCUGCAUGGCAUCGGGCCGCCGCAUGCGCCCGAAACCCGGGACGACGCGGACGCCGCCGUGGCCGAGGCAUACUUCGCGCUCGGGUGGCUGCACGCCACCGGGGCCGGGUCGUGCGGGGCCCUGUCGCGGGCGCCGCUCUGGCGCCGUGGCCUCGACCGGGCCCGGCUCCUGUGGGCGCGCCGGGGUGCCCCGGCUGCCGGGGCCGGCCCCGGCCCGGCGGCCGAUCCCGCCGCGGCCGGCUGCGUGCCGUACGACUUCUAUCGGGCCAAGCACUACUUCGACCUGGCGGCGGCCCGGUCGCCGGAUGCGCGUCUGGCCGUGGGCCUGGCCCUCCUCGGGUCCUGGCUGAGCCACUGUGCCGAGACCCUGGCCUUCUUCUACUCCUACUAUGUGGUCGGCUCGUCCAUCGACCUGGAGCUGGCUCUCCUCGGCAGUGUGGGCGCCCUGCUGGUGGCCCUGGCGGUGGCCCGGUCGAGCGCCGCCGCUCGCCAGCGCCAGCAGCUGCAGGUGCCCCCGGGGCUGGGCCAGCAGUGAAGCGCGGGCUGGGCGCCUCGCCCCGCCCCACAGCUGCCAAUGGACACGCCACAUACCAA
Fonticula alba is the source of this 3365-nucleotide messenger RNA. RefSeq lists its product as hypothetical. Gene Ontology annotation, cellular component: endoplasmic reticulum membrane. Gene Ontology annotation, molecular function: protein binding. The transcript has 6 exons. Gene Ontology annotation, biological process: ERAD pathway. NCBI's taxonomy places the organism in Eukaryota, Rotosphaerida, Fonticulaceae. The coding region runs from base 46 to 3306 and encodes 1086 amino acids. The record is from RefSeq and is a predicted model, not a curated record.